UGCAGCUUGUCGCACAACUUGGACACGGAAGAGCAUAGAAAGCCAGACCGGAGGAAUAUUACAAGCUUUGCUAUGCGCUUGUGCGAGUUUGAAGUGUACGGCAAGGUUCAGGGGGUGUUUUUCCGUAAGUACGCCCGCGAAUAUGCCAAGAAGGUCGGUCUCGUUGGUUGGGUCAAAAACACGGAACAAGGUACAGUAUGUGGUGUUUUCGAAGGUCCUGAUGAAGCUGUAUCUCUGUUUAAACAAUGGCUUGCCAACACCGGGAGUCCGAAAUCAAAAAUAGAUAGAUGCGAAAUCAAAUCGGAGCGUUCGAUCAGCCAUACCACUUUCUCUGACUUCCAAAUUCGUCGUUAAUAAGCUGUUUGUUGCUAUUUCGGUGAAGAAUGACCAGGAAGCAUUUUGUUCUGCUAUACUUUCCUUCCUCAAGUUCACUAUUGUUUUCCUUGUCUUCCAAAUACUAUACUGUACUAUAGUCCUUCCACGAGCACACUAUUUGGCCACAAUCUCAAUAUUUAUUUUACAACAUGCUAAGGCUAAUUGUCUGGGUUGGACAUCCGACAGUCUUACUUUUUAUGCACUUAUUAAACUACAAUUCGAUUUAAACCCACUAUCGGUAUGAGGCAGGUUAUUUCACGUUCCAAGGACGAUUUGGGCUUCCAUGUAACGAGCAUCCUUUUUCUUGCCCUUUAGAAAAUCAGGGUCCCCGGCCCUAAGACAUUUAAUCGGCUCAUUUUACUUUUCUGCGAGAUUACAAGCAAAAGCAUUUCCGUUUCCUUGACGGUAAAUUGAAAUUCCUGAACUUACUGUCUAUUUACAUCUUUGAUUUCGAAGAACAGUUCAGGAACUAUGUUUACAAGACUAUCCUGCAACUUUUUGCCUGGUCAAAUUUCAUUUGAUGCAAAUGUUUUUGGAUUGCUAUUUUCCCCGUACAACGUCGUGGAUUUAAAUUCCGAUGGGACUGCAACGAUAGGAAAAUCCCUUGAGUGUGACUUCUUGAGCAGAUUAUUGAGCCAGGAAAUGUUAACCUGCUACGAUAUCUUGACAGAUCCAAAACGAAACACCCGAACCACACCCUAGUCAAACAAUUACUGCCCACGUUCCCUGCCUUAGCAGUCCCCGCUGUGCAUAACAUAUGACCUAAGAGCGUUAGGAAAAAAGGAAGAUAAAGCGUGGCAAGUCAUUUAAAUAAAAGAACACCAA
Molecule: messenger RNA, 1200 nt
Organism: Dicrocoelium dendriticum
Lineage: Eukaryota; Metazoa; Platyhelminthes; Trematoda; Plagiorchiida; Dicrocoeliidae
Source: the annotation of a GenBank genome assembly